Messenger RNA from Ostrea edulis (European flat oyster), 1751 nucleotides. Its product is annotated as glycoprotein 3-alpha-L-fucosyltransferase A-like. The record is from RefSeq and is a predicted model, not a curated record. The transcript is spliced from 2 exons. Bases 450 to 1571 code for a protein of 373 amino acids. Gene Ontology annotation, cellular component: membrane. Lineage: Eukaryota; Metazoa; Mollusca; Bivalvia; Ostreida; Ostreidae. Gene Ontology annotation, molecular function: alpha-(1->3)-fucosyltransferase activity.
AAAAUCACCUUUCAAAAUUUGAGAGAAGGUAACAAGAUAAAUAGUUCUAUGUUAUCUCUUAUUAUUCAUGGAAUUUUAUUCAAACACUAUCUAAGACUAAAGGACAAACAACUUAGACAAAUUAAAAAAAACAACAAACGAGAACAGUAUAUCGAUUGGCCACGUGAUAGUAGGUUACUUUGCAACAACCUCCAUAAUUAUAAUAAAUGAAUAUUAAACAGUUUUCGUACAUUCAAUGAAUAUUGCACACCUUCAGUGCAAUCAAUGAAUAUCUACCGCGUCAUUCUGUACAAUCAAUGAACUGCGAAUCGACACCGGUAUCAUCUAUUGAUCGUUCUGUAGACUAUUCAGAGACUUAAGACACGAAUCUACCUGCAAAAUGUAAAAUGGAAUAACAGAGAUUGAUUUUCAGCCCAGUGUGGCACAGAUACAGCGGUUAGAAGGUGAAGAUGAGGAAGAAUCAAUGUGGCAUCGUUAUUUCUCUGAUAGUUGUCUGUGCCCUGGUACACUACGUCAUCUACAACUUCCUCUCCGACCCGAACCAAUACACCACCAACAAAAAGUCUGCUAUUGAAAGAGUCAGUCGUACUGUUUCUAGAGUUGGGGAACGACAAACGAUACCGAACAGUCAGCCCAGUGCGAGCUAUAAUAUUGUGUAUUACAACAAGCCUUCUUGGAUGUCUUUGGAUUUUAAGGUUCUGAAUUCUUCCACCUGUCCACAGUUGACAUGUCAGUGUUUGGUUUACACGCACAACAAGUACUUGGACGCAGCAAAUGCAGUUAUUUUCUAUGGAGAAAGUCUAGGAAAAGUCCCAAAGAAGAAGGAAGGGCAAAUGUGGACGUUCUUUUCGAUUGAAUCUCCUUAUCUGUAUUCGGUAGGAAAACAAUGGAAAGAUAAAUUUUCCUGGACAUUGACAUACCGACACGAUUCAGAUUUUAAAUACCUUUAUGGAAAGGUUCAUAAAAGAGAAACACCCCUGACGCGGGACUACUCUGAAAUAUUCAGGAAGAAAACAAAAAAUGUUGCUUGGGCGGUUAGCAAUUGUAACACGCCCUCCAAAAGGGAAUUGUAUGUCAAGAAGCUACAACAAUAUAUCGAUAUAGAUAUAUAUGGUAGAUGUGGAAAACUUAAAUGUGGCAGAAGUUCAGCUGGAAUAACUGAAUGUCACAAAAAAUUCGCGGAAGAAUACAAAUUCUUUCUUGCUGUUGAAAACUCAGUGUGCAAGGAUUACACGACGGAAAAAUUGUUCAACUUUUUCUUUUAUGAUCUCGCAAUGAUUCCAAUCAUCAACGGCCCUCAAAAUGUACAUGAGUAUAUUCCAAAAGGUACAUAUAUUAACAUAAUGGAUUAUUCAUCACCAACCGAAUUGGCAAGUGACCUACAUAGGAUCGGAUCUGAUGAAUCUCUCUAUUCUUCAUAUUUAAAGGAAAAAGAUAAAUAUGGUGCUCGGCGACUUACUUGGCAAGAUAUGUUAUGCCCCAUGUGUGCUAGACUACAUGAGCGGAAACAAAGUACAUCUAUUCCAGAUAUCAAUUCUUGGAUUUGGAAAGAUACUUGCAUUAAACCAUAAUUAAUAUCAUAUUCAUGAUGGUUUUUUAACAUUAAACCACAACAUUACCAGACCUUUAUGUAAGAGUCCUUUACUGUUUACAAAUGAAAUUAUCUUAUUCGACACUAUUAUUCUUUCAUCCUUGGUAUAGCAUACUGUUCGUUAUCUUCACUUUUCAUAAGUAAAUCAAUUCAAUUGUCA